AUGAGCAUCAAAAGUCAUAGAUAUAAUACACCUUCGAAACUCGACGAUGAUGAACGAAGUGAAGGUGAAUUAGACUCAUCGUUGAGUGACAAUGAUGAUGACGAUCGUGACAAUGAUAUUCCUCUCAAAGCCAUUCCUCAACCUCAACACAUAAGUCAAUCAUGGAGUAAAAUGUUAACUGAUGAAAAUCUUUCUUCCAUUAUGUCAAAUGCAUUAGCUGAUAAUUCUGAAAUAAUUCAUAUUGAUGAUCCAAUAGCGCAACAAAGUACUAAUCCAUUAACAUAUGUUUUUCCACCUGGAACAAAUGUUGAUCAAUAUUUUCGAAAGAAAAAGAAACAAAAUGAAGCAAAUUCGAAACGUAAACCAAAUCGACGCGAUUUAAAAAAUCUGUCGCGAUUAUUAAAUAAUGAAAAAAAUGACGAACUUCUAAGUGCUAUACUCGAUAUAGUCGGUUGUCGACGUGCAUUUCAAUAUGCUCAUGAAGCUGUUCGAUUGUUUAAUACCAAUGAUGAGACAAUAAAAAAGUCUGAUAAUGGACAAAUACGAACGUUAGGUGGAGUUUAUUUUAAAAUGUUUAUUAAAGAUAUCGAUAAUGAUUUUCUCAGUGAAAGCGAACGCGACCAAAUUAAAAAACGGAAUCAAGAAAUACAAAAACUUAAAAAGAAGAAAAAACCAAAGAAGAAAAAAACCCAAAACAAAACUAUUGAUUUUCGUCUUAACAUUUCCAUGCAUUCAAUCAAUUAUAUUAUUAUUUGUUUUGUUCUUGGUUUUUAUUAUCUAUCAGCUAAUCAAAAUGAUUUCAAUCCGUAUGAUGUUCUCGGCGUGUCUCGUACCGCAUCAGAUAAAGAAAUUCGACAAGCAUACAAAAAACUAGCUAAACAUUGGCAUCCAGAUAAAAAUUCCGAACCAAAUGCUAAUGAUAAAUUUACAAAAAUAAACGCUGCUUACGAGAUUUUAUCGGAUUCGACUAAACGUCAACAGUACGAUGAACAUGGCACAACAUCACAAGAUAAUCAUCAGGGUUUUAGUAAUCACCCUUUUCAAGACCCAUUUGAUAUAUUUCGAUCACAUUUUUUCCACGAAGCAUCAUCCGGUGCAAAGAAAGUUAUCCAUGCUCAUGAAUUUCUUGCCAAUAUUUUACCGAAUAGUGAUAAAAAACCUUAUUUAAUCUUUGGUAGUACUAAUUUUUGUUUCAAUUGUCGACAAGCAUUACAAACGUUUCGAGCGUUAGAAAAACAACUUAACGAUGUUGGCAUUGGCACUGGUGAAUUUAACGCAAAUGAUGACCGUAUAACUCGUCAAUUGGGUGUAUUGGAUGUGCCAGCUUUAUGUGUAAUAAGUCAAGGUCGUGUUUAUCAUUUUGAUGGUCUGCAUUUUACAGAAUCAAAUAUAAAAGAAUUCGUACGAAAAUCAAUACCAAUAAAACGAUAUAUUCCAACAUUAGAAAAUUAUGAUGACGUAUUAAGAAUGAUUACAUCCUAUAAUAAAUCCAAUCGAGUGCAUGCUUUAUUAAUAACCAAGCAAAAAAUACCUACACUUAAAUUUGUUCUACCAUGUUUGCAAUAUUCGGCAAGAAUACAAUGUGCUUCAUUUAAUUCCUCUCUGAUUAAAAAUAUUCCAUUGUCAUCAUUUCUUAAACAAGUUUCCACAAUAUCAGAUACUGUGUUAUUGUUUAAAGAAGAUAGUAAAAAACCUGAAUUUAUACUAAAAGAUAAUGGAUUAACUUUUGAUAAUAUUAUAAAGACGUUUGAAUCAAAUCAACUUUUACAUCUCCCGACAAUUACAAGUGCGAAUGUAUUUCAUCUUGCGUGUCAAUCAAAUUCUAAUAAGCCUUGCUUUUUAAUCAUUGGUGAUUCAACAUUAUUUGCUCAAUAUCGAUUAUCAUUGUUGCAUCUUUCUAAACAAGUAUAUGAAGAAUAUAAUUCUCAUAUAGCCUAUCUGGAUUCAUCAUCUACGCAACAAGCAGCCUUUCAGGAGAUCGUCUCACCAUAUUAUCAGAAGCAUGAGAAGAAACUGGUUAUUCUGGCUGCUCGUCGGUGGCUUCAAGAUUCAAUUGAAAUACAAAACACAAAUAUUGAAUUCGAUAAACAAUCUUUAAUUGAGAUCGAACGAGAUAUGAUUUCUAUUAAGGAAAACUUUAAACUAUUUGUCAGCAAUCGUUGGCCACAGAGCAAAAAAUAUAAACUACCAGUGCUAUUUGAUUUCGACGAUAGGAGACAAGACAUUCUCACAAGAACUAUGGAUCAAGUGAAAAAUAAAUGGAAUUAUUGGAUUGAGCGCAAUCAAAUACCGCGAUAUUUAUCGGGAUAUUUAUAUACGUAUCAAUUUUGGAUUAUAACUCUACUUCUCUGUCUUUAUAUGUAUUAUUCACGACUAGAGCCCGAGGUCGUAAAUCAAAAGCCAAAACAAUCUCAUAACAUAGACCCGGGAAAAAUCUAUAAAUUUAAUGAAUCUCUUCUUCAACGCUACACAAAUCCGGGUGCAUCAAAUGUUAUUAUAAUACUUCUUAUUGCGGACACACCAGAAGAUUCAUGCAUUAAAGGUUUUACCCAAGAAAUUAAUUCACUUAAAGAGUCUCGCAUGAUUUUUUCUGUUCUUUAUCGCAAACAAGCAUCGACAUGGCUUAAUGAACUUUCAAAUAAAAUUCAAGAUAAUCAAAAUAAACAAUCGAAUCGAUUUUUUCCAUCAACUGUUCUUGCUUUGUAUAUAAAACGAAAAUAUUUUGUUUCGUUUGGACCAAUAUGCAAUAAUAAUAAUAAUACUAAUGAUCAACAAUCAGACGAAAAAUUGACAUUUUCGGCUUGGAUUGAUCUUUUAUUUGAUGGAACUAUUCGAGACCCGAUUACUGUAACAGAGUGGCCGAUAAAAUUUCAUUAA
Molecule: messenger RNA, 2877 nt
Organism: Rotaria socialis
Lineage: Eukaryota; Metazoa; Rotifera; Eurotatoria; Philodinida; Philodinidae
Source: the annotation of a GenBank genome assembly